Brassica napus (rape) is the source of this 889-nucleotide messenger RNA. RefSeq names its product F-box protein SNE-like. Gene Ontology annotation, cellular component: SCF ubiquitin ligase complex. The record is from RefSeq and is a predicted model, not a curated record. Lineage: Eukaryota; Viridiplantae; Streptophyta; Magnoliopsida; Brassicales; Brassicaceae. Bases 229 to 687 code for a protein of 152 amino acids. Gene Ontology annotation, biological process: regulation of gibberellic acid mediated signaling pathway; gibberellic acid mediated signaling pathway. Gene Ontology annotation, molecular function: protein binding. The transcript has a single exon.
GAUAUAUACUAAGGUUAUAAAAGCAACAAGAACCACCCAACCAACAUUAAUUUUUAUUCUUUUACAGAUUGAAUAUAGCUCCCUCUCUGCUUCUUACUCACACACAAUAUUUUUAGUUUUUACAUAUAUAUAUUUAUAUGCCCCUGUGUGAUUUCAAUAGCUGUAUCAAAUUAUCAACCUUCUCUCUUUGUAAACACGAAACCUCUCUCUCUCUCUCUUUCUAGUAUCAUGUCGAAGAAACGAAUUGGAAUGGUCGAGAAAAGUAACAACAAGAGACAACGAGUGAACCUUGUUCCCGAGUUCUCCAUCAACGACCACCAUGACGUGCUGGUAGAGAUCCUCCGGCGACUAGACGGCCCUUCUCUAUGCUCAGCCGCUUGCGUGUGCCGGCUUUGGUCGGCCGUGGCUCGCAACGACUCAAUAUGGGAAGAGCUCUGUUUCCGACAAGUGUCCCCACGACCUUCACUUUCCAUACGCUCCGUUGUAUCGGCUCUCGGUGGCUACCGACGUCUCUACUUCCUCUGCAUCCGUCCCUUCCUCGCACGACUCCCUAAGAUUCUCUGGAGCCAAGACCAGCUUCAGCUCUCACUCUCUCUUUACUGUGUCCACUAUUACGAGCGCAUUUACGUCGGCGCCGCGCCACCUUCUUCGCUCAUGUUCCUUCGAAUGCCCGUCAACGUCGUCUGAUUAGACUUUUACCGGAACGGCCUAUAGUAAACUAUUAGUUCCUAAUAAGUGUGUAUUAUUCUUUAUCGUAUAUUAUUAUUUGCUACGAUUUUUUUUUUAUUUGCUACGAUUUGUUACGGUGUUCCAUUUUUUCUUGUCAACACUAAGUUUCAUCUUUCAUUAUAAGAUUUAUAUUAAUAAACGUGAGAUCUUUUUUUCUUCA